UUCAGAAAAAACUAAAAAAAUACUAAUAAAAAUAAGUCUGAAACCGGUGGUCAACAGCAACUGACCGACGUUGAUAGUCAAAAUUGAAAUAAAGAUCAAAAUUAACUAAUUGAUAAAAUUGAGCGAAAUUGAAGUUUAAAUCAUGAAAUUGGAGUUUAAAAUUUUUGGAACACUUACCCUAAAAUUCAAUAAAAGUAAAUUAUUAGAUCAAGAAAUGUCCAAAUCCUACACCAACUUGUGAAAUUCUCACGGAAUCCCAAAACCAUAUUUUUUUUUAAUCUGAAUAUUUGGCAGCAUAUGCAUGCAAAAUCGAUGUGGAAGCUCGAAACCGCAAAUCUUUACACCUCCAGCAAAAUGCAUACACGGUUACUCCAAUGAAUCAACACGUAAACGCCAUGCAUCCCCACAAAUCCCACCAUAAAUACCCCCUCCACCCCUUCACCAUUCUCACACCAAAACAAUUUCAUCUUUACUAAAUCAUAUAUAUCCCAUUUCAAGAAUCUCUCUCAAGAAACUAACAAUGGCGAUUAAGGUGGUUCUCACAGCAGCUCUCCUGGUGGCUCUGGUGACCCUAGCCAGCGCCACCAGCUACACCACCACCGUCACCACCACAACCAUCGACGACGAGGCCAACCGAGGCGAGCAGCAACAGUGCCGCCAGCAGAUCCAGGGCCGCCGGUUCCAGUCAUGCCAAAGGUACCUCUCCCAAAGGGGCCAAUACGAGGAAGAGGAGGCUAUUGAAAUGACAACCGGCAACCCACAACAACAAUCACAGUACCUGAGAGACUGCUGCCAGCAACUACAGAACGUGAACCAGCAAUGCAGGUGCGAAGCAAUCAAGCAAGCGGUGAAGGAGAUCCAACAACAGGGCGGCCAAUACCAAACCGGACAGUCUGAACAGGUUUACCAGAAGGCACGCUCUCUUCCCCGACAGUGCAACUUCCGCAGCCCCCAGCAAUGCCAGUUCCAUGUUCUCUUUCUCUAGAUCAUUAUCAAAGAGUACCGAUGUCCGUCCGAGGAGCUAUGUAAAUAUGUUUUUCGAAUAAAUGGGUUGAGUACUUUUGUGUUUUUUGUGACAAGUGAUGAAUGUACACAUGGUCUUGUGUGUGUAUUUCCUCUGUAAUAAAAGAAGUGACGGAACCUGUUUUCUUUGCAUUUAUU
Messenger RNA from Erythranthe guttata (spotted monkey flower), 1161 nucleotides. Its product is annotated as 2S seed storage albumin protein. Gene Ontology annotation, molecular function: nutrient reservoir activity. Lineage: Eukaryota; Viridiplantae; Streptophyta; Magnoliopsida; Lamiales; Phrymaceae. The record is from RefSeq and is a predicted model, not a curated record.